CGCGCCGGAGGGCUCUUCCGGGGCCGGAGCCAACCCACGGUGUUGCUGUCAGGGCUGCACGGCGGGAGGGAGCCCAGGGGAGGCGCCCUCCCGACGCCACCACUGCCCAUGCAGACCACAGCUAUCUGGCUACUGAUGCCAUGAGCAACACGACAGUGCCCAAUGCCCCCCAGGCCAACAGCGACUCGAUGGUGGGCUAUGUGUUGGGGCCCUUCUUCCUCAUCACCCUGGUCGGGGUGGUGGUGGCUGUGGUAAUGUAUGUGCAGAAGAAAAAGCGGGUGGACCGGCUUCGCCAUCACCUGCUUCCCAUGUACAGCUAUGACCCCGCAGAAGAGCUCCACGAGGCUGAGCAGGAGCUGCUGUCUGAUGUGGGAGACCCCAAGGUGGUACAUGGCUGGCAGAACAGCUACCAGCACAAGAGGAUGCCCCUGCUGGACAUCAAGACAUGAGUGUCCACGACCCUCUCUCCUGCCACCCACCCAUCGGUACAGGGCUGCUCUGAGCCAAGCCUGCCAGGCCC
This is a messenger RNA of Psammomys obesus (fat sand rat), 520 nucleotides long. RefSeq names its product small integral membrane protein 29 (gene Smim29). NCBI's taxonomy places the organism in Eukaryota, Metazoa, Chordata, Mammalia, Rodentia, Muridae. The transcript is spliced from 5 exons. The coding region runs from base 141 to 449 and encodes 102 amino acids. The record is from RefSeq and is a predicted model, not a curated record.